This is a messenger RNA of Rangifer tarandus platyrhynchus (Svalbard reindeer), 462 nucleotides long. NCBI's taxonomy places the organism in Eukaryota, Metazoa, Chordata, Mammalia, Artiodactyla, Cervidae. The record is from the annotation of a GenBank genome assembly.
AUGAACGUGGGAACAGCACACAGCGAGGUGAACCCCAACACGCGGGUGAUGAACAGCCGCGGCAUCUGGCUCUCGUACGUGCUGGCCAUUGGGCUUCUCCACGUCGUACUGCUCAGCAUCCCCUUUGUGAGCGUCCCCGUCGUCUGGACCCUCACCAACCUCAUCCACAACAUGGGCAUGUACAUCUUCCUGCACACAGUGAAGGGGACACCCUUUGAGACCCCGGACCAGGGCAAGGCGAGGCUGCUCACCCACUGGGAGCAGAUGGACUAUGGGGUCCAGUUCACCGCGUCUCGGAAAUUCCUGACCAUCACACCCAUCGUGCUGUACUUCCUCACCAGCUUCUAUACCAAGUACGACCAGAUCCAUUUCAUCCUCAACACUGUGUCUUUGAUGAGUGUGCUCAUUCCCAAGCUGCCCCAGCUCCACGGAGUCCGGAUUUUUGGAAUCAACAAGUACUGA